CAGUUCAGAAGCUUAGAGAGAAAAUGGCUGUAUUUGAGUCACUUCUGCAGUUUCUCAGCACAGGUACAGUUCUGGGUGCCUUGCUGUUGAUUCUGGUUUUGUAUUUGCUUUCCUCUGGAUCCAGAUCUCAGAAAGAUGGGAAAGAGCCACCUGGACCCAAACCACUGCCGCUGCUGGGGAACCUGCUGACCCUUGACCUCAAGAGACCCUUUGACACCUUUUGUGAGCUGUCCAAAACCUAUGGAAAUGUAUUCCAAGUGUUUUUGGGUCCCAGAAAAACUGUGAUCUUAGUUGGGUACAAAACUGUCAAAGAAGCUCUUGUGAACUAUGCAGAAGAGUUUGGCGACAGAAAAAUUGGACCUGGUUUCAGGAUAAUGAAUGACGAACAUGGAAUCCUCUUUUCCAAUGGAGAGAACUGGAAAGAGAUGCGACGCUUUGCUCUCAGCAACCUGCGGGACUUCGGGAUGGGCAAGAGAGGAAGUGAAGACAAAAUCAUAGAGGAAAUUCAGUAUCUGAAAGGAGAGUUUGAUAAGUUUGAAGGGAAAGCCUUCGACACAACACAGCCUGUGAACUACGCUGUGUCAAACAUCAUCUCAUCUAUUGUGUACGGCAGCAGAUUCGAAUACACAGACCCUCGAUUCACAGAAAUGGUCGACAGGGCAAAUGAAAAUGUUCGGGUCGGUGGAUCGAUUUCUAUGUGGAUUUAUGAUAUAUUUCCGUGGUUGGGCCCAUUCCUGAAAAACAAAAGGAUUAUUGUACAAAAUAUUGUCCAAAGUCGAGUGGAGAUGACGAGGUUGAUCAAAGGGCUGCUGGAGACUCUGAAUCCACAGGACCGCAGAGGGUUUGUCGACUCCUUUCUCAUCCGCAAACAGAGUGAAGAGAAAUCUGGCAAGAAGGACACAUACUUUCAUGAUGAGAAUCUAAUGAUGACUGUGACAAAUCUGUUUGUUGCUGGUACUGACACGACAGGAACGACUCUGCGCUGGGGUUUGAUGCUCAUGGCCAAAUACCCUCAGAUACAGGAUCGAGUUCAAGAGGAGAUUGACCGAGUGAUCGGUGGACGUCAGCCAGUGGUGGAAGACAGAAAGAAAUUACCGUAUACAGAUGCUGUGAUUCAUGAAACUCAGAGACUGGCUAAUAUAGUACCCUUGAGUCUGCCGCAUAUAACCAGCUGCGACGUUCACUUCAAUGGAUACUUCAUCAAAAAGGGUACCACUGUAGUUCCUCUCCUGACGUCUGUUCUGAAGGAUCCAAAUGAAUGGGAGAAACCAAAUAGCUUUUACCCAGAACACUUCCUAGACGAGAAGGGCCAGUUUGUCAAGAGAGAUGCUUUCAUUCCCUUUUCUGCAGGCCGAAGGGUUUGUUUGGGAGAGAGUUUGGCCAGGAUGGAGCUCUUCCUGUUCUUCACUUCCCUCCUUCAGAGCUACCGCUUCACAACUCCACCUGGAGUGUCUGGAGAUGAUCUGGAUCUCAAAGGAAUAGUGGGAAUCACAUUGAAUCCGUCCCCACACAAGCUGUGUGCGAUCAGACGCUCCUGAUCCAAGAAAAUAUCAUCAGUUAUUAGAACAAAACACAUAAAUUUUACCCCAUUUCAGUAUAAAUUGGAUGAUUUCUGCAAUUAUUUUACUCAUUCUUCUGACUAAAUGUAUAUAUAUGUAAAUAAUUAGCAAUGUGUCAAACCACUUCUUUUUGUAUUAUAAACUUUUCAGACAAGUAAAAAUCUUUAAUAGGAAUGAAACAUUUCUAGAUUAUAAAUCAAUAAGGAAUAUUGUUAUUGAUUGUUUGGAGAAAUAAAAAGCAUUUUUUAUGUCAUAA
Megalobrama amblycephala (Wuchang bream) is the source of this 1815-nucleotide messenger RNA. RefSeq names its product cytochrome P450 2K1-like. The record is from RefSeq and is a predicted model, not a curated record. Gene Ontology annotation, molecular function: iron ion binding; oxidoreductase activity, acting on paired donors, with incorporation or reduction of molecular oxygen, reduced flavin or flavoprotein as one donor, and incorporation of one atom of oxygen; heme binding. The transcript has 9 exons. NCBI's taxonomy places the organism in Eukaryota, Metazoa, Chordata, Actinopteri, Cypriniformes, Xenocyprididae. Gene Ontology annotation, cellular component: cytoplasm; intracellular membrane-bounded organelle. Gene Ontology annotation, biological process: xenobiotic metabolic process. Bases 24 to 1538 code for a protein of 504 amino acids.